This is a messenger RNA of Mandrillus leucophaeus (drill), 1197 nucleotides long. RefSeq names its product CUGBP, Elav-like family member 5 (gene CELF5). The transcript has 11 exons. Lineage: Eukaryota; Metazoa; Chordata; Mammalia; Primates; Cercopithecidae. Gene Ontology annotation, biological process: regulation of alternative mRNA splicing, via spliceosome; mRNA splice site recognition. Bases 1 to 1197 code for a protein of 398 amino acids. Gene Ontology annotation, cellular component: nucleus; cytoplasm; ribonucleoprotein complex. Gene Ontology annotation, molecular function: mRNA binding. The record is from RefSeq and is a predicted model, not a curated record.
AUGGCCUCUGGGGCCACCCUUCCUGGAACUCAGAGAGGAAGGUCCGGGCCCCCACGAAGCCAUGGACAGAACCCUCCACCCCGCAAGCCAGGCGCCGUGUGCUGUGCCUUCCUCACCUACUGUGCCAGGGAUUCCGCCAUCAAAGCUCAGACUGCCCUGCACGAGCAGAAGACCUUGCCCGGAAUGGCGCGGCCAAUCCAGGUGAAGCCUGCGGACAGCGAAAGCCGUGGAGGUAGUUGUCAUCUCUCCGUGGCUGCCUGGCUGGGGGACAGUGUGUUCAGUGGCUGUGCUUUCGUGAAGUUCUCCUCCCACACGGAAGCGCAGGCGGCCAUCCACGCCUUGCAUGGGAGCCAGACCAUGCCGGGAGCCUCCUCCAGCCUGGUGGUCAAGUUCGCCGACACGGACAAGGAGCGGACGCUCAGACGCAUGCAGCAGAUGGUGGGCCAGCUGGGCAUCCUGACGCCGUCCCUCACACUGCCCUUCAGCCCCUACAGUGCCUACGCCCAGGCUCUCAUGCAACAGCAGACAACAGUCCUGUCCACCUCGGGCAGCUACCUGAGUCCCGGCGUGGCCUUCUCACCCUGUCACAUCCAGCAGAUAGGCGCCGUCAGCCUCAAUGGGCUGCCUGCCACACCCAUCGCUCCUGCCUCUGGGCUGCACUCACCCCCGCUGCUGGGCACCACCGCCGUGCCUGGCCUCGUGGCUCCCAUCACCAAUGGCUUUGCAGGUGUCGUGCCCUUUCCAGGUGGGCACCCCGCCCUGGAAACCGUCUAUGCCAAUGGCCUUGUGCCGUACCCAGCUCAGAGCCCGACUGUGGCCGAGACACUGCAUCCUGCCUUCUCCGGAGUCCAGCAGUACACAGCCUUGGCCCCGCCCUCUGCUGUGGCCCAACCCCUGUACCCCUCCCCUCAUGCCAUGGGGUCCGCCCCCACCCCGCCGCGUCUCGGUCCCGAGGGCUGUAACCUGUUUAUCUACCACCUCCCCCAGGAGUUUGGAGACACGGAGCUGACGCAGAUGUUCCUACCCUUCGGCAAUAUCAUUUCCUCCAAGGUGUUUAUGGAUCGAGCUACCAACCAGAGCAAGUGUUUCGGUAAGUGGCCUCCGAAGACGCCGCCCCUCCCCAUCCACCUCCCUCGCCUGCCCCGGGACAGGGAAUGGGAGGGCUUGGGUCAGCCUCUGGACAGGGCCGUGCUGUAA